This is a messenger RNA of Chironomus riparius, 1235 nucleotides long. The record is from the annotation of a GenBank genome assembly. NCBI's taxonomy places the organism in Eukaryota, Metazoa, Arthropoda, Insecta, Diptera, Chironomidae.
UCUCUCUCUAGAAUCUUAGUUAUGCUCCUUGUUGAGAAGUUAUGUCACCUUGCUUUUAUGUCUUACAACUCCUAGAAAGUAGCCCUAAAUAGUAGUAAAAUUUCCACAAAACCAAGAAACAUCCUAACCUCAAAAUUACUCAAACACAGACACUUUACAAACCUCAAAUUAUCUGUCACAAAAUGCAAAAGAACCUCUUCCCUCUUAUAAACCUACUUAAACCACAUAAAAAUGUGCUACAAAAAUUAAAUUAAAAAACCACAAAAAUUGAUUUUUCCUCAACUUAAGUGAAAAAAUUUUUACUUGUUUAUGACAUCGAAAGAAAUGGAGAAAUUAUGAAUGAUAAAUGCUCCUCAAUCACGCAAAGUGCCUUACGGCAACCUUUUUGAACUCUUUUGAAGAAGAAAAUAUAUUUUCAAAUGAAUCUUCCAGCAACAAAAAAUAAGUUUUGAAUGAAAACAAAAAACAAAAAAUAAUUUUUGCAUGAAUGGAUUCACCAACAUGUUUAUUGUUUUUGCUGUUGAUUUCAAAUGUCCCAAGGGCUAAACAAAUUGUUCAAAAGAAACAAGACGAAGGAAAAAGGGGAGAAAAAAAUAUAUUCAAAUUCUGAUACAACCCCGUGAAAUGUGCUGUAUGGGGACGCUCCAUAAGCAUAAAUAGUGAAUUGAAAAAAUAAGAAGAAAUAAAAAAUAAAAAUAUUGUGGAUAAAAAAGGAAACCCGAGAGAAUAAAAUAUUAAACAAAAUGUUGGGUCGAUGUGUUAAUGGUCAAGGAUCAAAUGACGAUGUGUCGAAUUUUCCAGAGAUUUACACUCAAUGGGCAAAUUACUAUUUGGAGCGUGCCAAGUCAAAGCGUAAAGUUGUUGACUUGUCGACAGAUUGUCGCGAUGGAUUACUACUUGCUGAAGUUAUUGAGGCUGUUACUAAUUUCAAAGUACCUGAUUUGAUAAAGAAACCUAAAACGCAACAGCAAAUGUACGAUAAUGUUGAGGCAUGCCUUGCAGUUUUAAGACAAAAUCAAGUUGGUGGCUUAGAAACAAUAACGACAAAUGAUAUCUGCGCUGGACGUUUAAAAGCAGUUUUAUCGCUAUUCUUUAGUUUAAGUAGAUAUAAACAGGCAUCAAAACUUAGAACACCGACAAAAGGACCACAACAGCUCACACAUCAAGCACAAAUUCAUCAUCAGUCUGUACAGAGUCUAAACUCGUCGCAAGGAGAUAUGACGAAAGAAAGGUAA